UGGAAAGUGAAACGUUGCGUUUCACCUGAUCGGUCGGUCGGUGGGGGUCGUAGGCUACGGCGAAGAUGUGGGGAUCACGCGGUAGUUUGCAGAUGUUGACCCACUAACAUUCUCCUCCGUUACUCGGCGGGCGAACGGUCUCGUUAAUCUAAGUGUGCUCGAAUAUUCACCGAUGGUGAAGCGGGAACAACGGAUAACGUCAAGAUGCGCAGGAAUCGCGGCAUCCUGCUGUGGCUCUCGACGUGCCUGACUGUGGUGUUCGUCGUCCUAAAAUCCUCCACCGAGCUGCUCGGCUCCGCUUUGCCCAUUGUCGAAAAAAGUGACUCGCUCCGGGAACGGGAGGAGUCACGCGUCGACGAUCGAUGGAUCGCUCGUAAUCAGACACAACGAUACGUCACACCGUCCCUCGCUGAAUUGAGCGGUCGUGGACGCUUGCCGUACAUGUACAAGCACGUGCUUAUGCUGACGCGCGUACCUGGCGCAGGUGGCGAGCUGAUGGUGCUGAUCCUGCAGCGUCUGCAGGGUUACAACGCCUUCAAGCACAUACGCCUGCCAUCGGGCGAUCACGGGCUGCUCUCGACUUUACAACAAGAAUUGUUGGUAGAGGAGAUGACGAGCAUCAUCAAGCAGGAAGCCAUUCCCUUGAGCUUCGACGGAGACGUGAGGUUCCUGAAUUUCUCCGAAUUCGGACGACAAGGGCCCAGUUUCAUAUCUCUAGUGAGAGAUCCGCUGGAUCCACGUGUCUGGCAAAGGCACGGAAAAGGGGAUGAAGGAGCGCUCUACCGCGGCGCCAUACCUCAUUUCUGCGGACAGGAACCUCGUUGCCUGGAACAGAACAACACGUGGGCGUUGGCGCGAGCGAAGGCGAACGUCGUCCGAUGGUAUCCCGUCGUCGGCAUAUUGGAUUACAUGGAAGAGUCGUUAGACGCGUUCGCGCUCGAAUUUCCUUAUUUCUUUAAAGGCGCCGCUCGUAUUUACGAGCAGUUUCGGCCAAGGGAGAAGCGCCCGGCCGUCUCAACGGUGCCUCUCAAGCUACGCGUCAAAGACGCGUCCCUGAGGAUAGCGCUCGCGCAAGAAGUGGAGUUUUAUCAUUGGUUGAAGUCCCGACUACUCAACAAAACCUUCAACAACGGUUAAUGAUGCAAUCAUCCGGUCGGGAGAGUAUUCUAAAGUCGGCAGCGAAGCUUGAACGAUGCCAAACGCGCUGUCGCUGCAUUACAAGGAUACAGACUGGGAGGUAGAGGGAAAGGAACUUCUAGAAGUCACGAUCUUGUCGUUAGCGCAGCAAAGAGUCGCAAAUGUGAACUUGUCGUGCCGUCUAGAAGUUGAAUGUGCGAUUAAUGUGUACCGCGUUUUGACGUGGAAGAUAAAUCGUCGUAGUUACAAGAAGGCGCAUGCGACGAAGUGAAUUCUCGUAAAACACAGUUGUAAUCUUCUUUUCUUUUAUUUUAGCUUUUUUUUACGUCAAUCUAUUUUAAUAAACGUCGAAUAAAUACAGAGCGGUACAAAGAAA
Messenger RNA from Odontomachus brunneus, 1513 nucleotides. RefSeq names its product uronyl 2-sulfotransferase-like. The transcript has 6 exons. The record is from RefSeq and is a predicted model, not a curated record. The coding region runs from base 205 to 1137 and encodes 310 amino acids. Gene Ontology annotation, molecular function: sulfotransferase activity. Lineage: Eukaryota; Metazoa; Arthropoda; Insecta; Hymenoptera; Formicidae. Gene Ontology annotation, cellular component: membrane.